AUGGCGGCUCGAAACGACGAAACCACAAACCCUUUUGGAGACGAUUUGGAUGACUUUGAGUACGAUACAGCCCUAAGUCGUCUUGAACAAACACAGAACAGAAUCUUGGGGAGUACUUCUCGCUCUCUGGGGCUUAUCGAAGAAUCCCAUGACAUUGCUAUCAAGACAGCCGAAGAAUUACAGCGCCAGGAAGAAGCGUUGUAUCGCACAGAACGAAACUUAGACGAUAUGUCACACAACAUGACUACCGCCAACAGACACAUCAAGUCCGUUAAAAGCGUUUGGGGUGCCAUUGGUAACUACUUUAGUAAACCUAUAAAAGCAGAACCGAAACUCGAGCCUGUUAAAACAGAAGUGCCAGAACGAAGCUUAAACGUUGAUGUUGAUUUGAAACUAGAUUACGGUGAACAAGACUGUCUUAGCGAAUACGGUGGCAGAGGACGAGGGACGGCUAGUUUUGAGAGAGAAUAUGAUAACCAUUUAAGUGAAAUAUCUCGUGGACUUAGUAUCCUCAAAGACGAUGCGAUGGUUUUGGGGCAAACAAUAGAUCGCCAUGAUGAAAUUAUUACCAGAGUUCAAGGCAAGGUAGAAAAUGUCGAUGAUGAAAUAAAAGUUGCUGAUAGGAAGAUAAAAAAGAUUUUGAGAAACUGA
Messenger RNA from Paramuricea clavata, 651 nucleotides. The record is from the annotation of a GenBank genome assembly. NCBI's taxonomy places the organism in Eukaryota, Metazoa, Cnidaria, Anthozoa, Malacalcyonacea, Plexauridae.